Messenger RNA from Bactrocera neohumeralis, 10839 nucleotides. RefSeq lists its product as uncharacterized. The transcript is spliced from 15 exons. The coding region runs from base 2136 to 8237 and encodes 2033 amino acids. Gene Ontology annotation, biological process: establishment of mitotic spindle orientation; signal transduction; regulation of establishment of bipolar cell polarity. Gene Ontology annotation, molecular function: protein binding. Gene Ontology annotation, cellular component: spindle. The record is from RefSeq and is a predicted model, not a curated record. Lineage: Eukaryota; Metazoa; Arthropoda; Insecta; Diptera; Tephritidae.
CGAAAAGUUCGGUUUGCCGGAUAAAUUGAAAAUGUCCUAACCGUGUUUCAAACAAAUAUAUAAAAUACAAGUGAAUAUACUAAAGUCUUCAUUCAUAUACUACAAAAUUUAAGCAUUUCAUAUCAUGAUUGGUGGCACAAGAAGAAGAAGAAAAAUGUGAAAAGGGUAAAUGCUAACCACGCAGAAGUCGGUAAUUGGCAAGGCAACAACAAAAAAGUGCCAAGAUUCGUUACAUUGAAAACACUUAACAAGUCCUUUCGAAGCUAAGUGGCAAUAAAAAUAAUAAUAAAUGAAAGCUAAAAAUUAAUUGAUGUUCAAGAAAGCGCCAAAGUCAAUGAUUCGCCUGUGAAGUUGUGCGGCGACGGCGGUUAGGCGGUUAGGCCGCAACGAAGUGUUGACAGAGUCAGUGCGGAGUACUCAAAUUGAAAUCGGCAUUCGCAUUUGAAUCGGAACGGAAUCGGCAUCGAAAACGGUAACGUUAACGGCAACGGCAAAGGGAUCGCUGCUUGCAGUGGGUGUGAAUGCGUGCGAGUGUUGCUUAGAACAAUACACGAGAAUUAAAAGUAAUAACAACAAGCAGCUGGCAACCACUGGAGAGCCACUUACUCAGCCAAAGCAACAGAAGAUAAAGAAAUAGAAAAUUAUAAAACAACAACAGCAAGAACAAAACAAUAAUAAUACAAGUCGUUAUAACGACGCUAGUGCCAACGUUGACCUCACUGGCGUGGCAGACGACGCCUGACGACCCCGACCGCGACCUCCGUUCAUCGAUACAAACGGGUAGACAGACGCGUGUAUGUGUUUAUAUGAGUGUGUGUGGGUGUGUUGGUGAGUGCAAAAGUGUUGUGGCACACCAAUUCAACCAAUUUAACCACUGGUAUCCCGCAUGCUGCUUUGUAGAAGGAUAAGCAUCUGAUGGCGCUGUAGUGGCAGCCCACAAUAUUAUUGAUAGCAAACACCAAUACCAACAACAGCAACGCAGAUUAUUUGCUUAUGCAGCAAACAACAAUAAAAAAGCUUAUAAUUCAAGCAGCAGAUAACUAACGAACAAAGCGCUCGGAAAUCGGUGGAAAGUGUCGAAGGACAAUGGCUGAGCGUCAGCUGCGGAGCGGCGAGCAGCGGGCAACAAUGCAUACAAAUAAGUUUAAAAUCGGCAUUUGAGGCGUUUAGAGUGUUUAGAUAUACAUCGAAUAAAUAAAGCUUGUUGUGGUUAUAUGGACGCGUGUAAGUGUUGUUGAGUGGCAAAUUCAGCGCCUGCCGACUCCAACCAUUUUCGAUUUCGCUGCUGUCUCCACUCUUGCCACAAACACUCGACUGCGCUCUCUACACUCGUUUGCUGUCGCCUCUAACCAUGCCAAGGCGUUAAUGCUGUCGUGUGCAUUUAUAAAUAGGUUAGGAAAUGGUUCUAUUUCAAAUUAUAUCCAAAGCUUGCUACAAAUCUAAAUUGAAUCAACGAAAUCAACCGAAUCAAUUUGCUGAAAAUACACGCAACGCGGUUGAAGUGUACGGCGAGAGAGUAUGCUAGAGGGGAGCUAAAAAAUAGAGAGAGUGAAAAUAGAGCGAAUUCCGGCCGCCAAUCAGCCGCGCAGCCAAGCGUACAACCAACCGACCGACCAACCAAAUAUCCGAGCCGCGCAAUCAAACAGCAAAAACAAAAGAAGCCAAAGCUACCAAAUAACUAAAUUGAAAGUCCGCACGAAGACGAGUCAACCAACCGAAAGACAUAAAAAAUCGCAAAUAAAUUGGGAAAAUCAAGCAAAAAAUAAGAAAAACUUAAACCCAAGGCAGAUAAACCCUUACAAGGACACAGCACUUAAUAAUAAUACGAGCAGCCUUUUCGUAAACAACAAAUACUAACAACUAUCGACUCGCUGAACCAAGAGCGCUUGCAACAAGCGCUUAGAAAAACAAAAACCGAAAAAAAUAUAAAUAAAAUAUAGACACAUUCGUAUCGCCAUCAACAUUUACCUCAUCAUCCUCGAAACACUUAUUGCCCACUUACCGCACUGAAAGUGAGCAAUUUCUUCGUGACCGCCCUUUCACUAAGACUCUUGCAGCACAUCAGCCCACGCUGCUUUGAACUAUAAACCAGCUGCUUUCUCACAGCUGAGUUAGUAAAAACAACGAACGAAAAAAUGGAAGAUGCUCCACCGCCGCCGAAGAAGAGCACCACACUCUCCGUGGACCGUGCAGCGUUCCUGCUGUUGCGUGUUAAGAAAGCAUUCAAGAAGAAACGUCAACAACGCAAAGAGAAACAGACGCAAGCCGCCAAUGCCGCCUUAAUAUCACAGGCGCGCUCUGGCCGUAAAUUGCCGCCCCCUCUGCUGCGUUCGCGCACCCUGCCAGCGAUUAUUGUGCCCGGCAUUCCGGUCGUCUCGCUUAAUACGGAUCGGCAAUUUGACGAACGCGCUAGCGGUCUUCUGGGCACCAAGUCUGGCAGCGGCACAAGCACCGGCGGUGGCGGCACAAAUCGUUGGUCUCUGCUCACCCGCCAAACACCGACAACACCUGGUUACACCAAUAACAACAACAACAACAAUAUGGUGAAUAUAAAAUCGUUGAAUUUGCCAAAAGACGACAUGGGUGUCUAUCGACGUAAGUCCUCCGGCAGCACUACAGGGCACAGCGGCAGCAGCGCCAGCAUGAGUGGCACACCAAUCGUCGGCUCACAAGUGGCGGAUGCGGCUUUGCUAAUGCCGACCUGCGAGGACUUCGAGUGCCAUGCCGCCGAUGGUUCAGUGUUGUUAAGAAUUCCCGCACCGCAUGUUGUGGCCGCACGUGCUUAUCGCCUGGCAUCGAAGAAGCGCAACAGCAGCGCCAACAACACCCACGACAGUCAACAGAGGCAGCAUCAACAGCAGGUGGGCGGCAGCAAUGUGUCAACAGCUGCGGGUAUAGCGGCAAUGGGUGGCAACGCUGCCGAGCCACAACAACCGUCAACGCCUGAAGGCACCAGCAGCGGUGGUGGUGGCGAGGUAACUGGCAGCACCGCGAACACGGCGUUGACGCGUCGGCUGGCCAAGUUGCUGCACCAGUCGAGUGUGACGGCUUCGAGGCUAACGUCAGCCGCGUCGCCGCAUUCUGAUCACACAACUGCCAGCGCCGCUGCCACCGCAAACAAUCUCCUGCCAAUUAUGGCUGCUGCGGCGUCAAGAGAGGGCGGUGGCCGCGAUGGCAAUGGCAGCUGCUUGGAAGAGGCGCCACGGCGACUUUCAUGGGAGCGGCGAAAGGACAGCAGCGCACUGCAACGUUCCGCCAGCAUUGAUUCCUUCGCCGAGAUUGUGUUUAGCGACACGCCGCGACCAUCACUCGACAUCCCGCGCCCCACCGUGGUGCCGUUCAGCAAGCGCCCGUCGGCCAGCAGCCUGUUCUCGAACUGCAGCACCACAUCGCAAACAACCCAAUUGAAUAUCAAUUACGGUGCCGGUGGCGAUCUCUGCAGCAGCGGCAGCAGUGCGGGCAACAGUCGACGCGAAAGCCUCUUAAGUCCAUCGUCAACGCGCCGCAAUAAGCUGACCAGAAUUAUAAACGACAAUAUUCUGCCGCAUAGUUUAACGCUCGAUCGUGCGAGUUGGCGUAAAGCGCGUGCCGAUAAGCGUCAAGAAGCGCAAGAAGAGGAAGAAGAAGAAGAAGAGCAAGAAGAUAGUGGUGGUGUAGGCAGUAGCUACUACUUCAUUGAUAACACACCUGACAUUGAUGAUGCUGAUAAUGACAACGGCGGCUUUGUCGAUGCAGAUGCCGACAGCGUUGUGGUGUUGAGACGUGCAGCGUCUACGCACAGCCAGCACAGUAGCAAUAACAAUAAUAACAACAGUAGUAGUAAUAACAAUAACUAUAACAAUAACAAUCGUAAUAGAAGCGAUAACACCGAAGAACAAUACUACAACGCGAUACGUGCGCCAUACAAUAACAAUAACAACAACAACAAUAACCCAACACAGCUGUCUGUAGCGUUGAACGGUGAUAAUAGCGACGAUAACGGCUGUGAUGCCGCAAAUACGUUCCGUUGGUCUGAGCAAUGGACGCCAAAUGUGGCUGUAGCCAAGAUACGCACGGCCAUCUCGUGUACGUCCAACGAUUUGCGUGAAAUGGAAUUUCUAUUGCCGCAAACGGGUGUAAAUAAUAUAGCAGCAGCCGCAGCGACAACAACAACAGCAACAGCGAUAGCAAGAAAUGCCGUAAAAAUGGCAACUACAAUGCCACUAAGCGCCAACAACACAAACAACAACAAUAAUAACAAUAACAGUCAUCACAACAACAACGAUAACGGUGGAAAUAGCAAUAAAAUUUUGCGAAUGACUGCGGACAAGCAGCGCAACAAUGGUCCAAGUAGUGGCCUGAGUGUGGCACGUCAAGCGCGCAACUCUGUGCCGGCACAACCACAGGCGCCGCCAACGGCCAAACAACCGAAAAUAAACGCCAACGAAUCGCUGGAGUUGGCACUAAAACCGCCCAAUUUGGCCAUUUACCGACACUCGGCGUUUGUGCGUACGAAAAUCAACGGCGACGGCAGCAUCAGCGGCGAUGGCCUCACCUCCAACGUCGGCGCUGGCAAUUGCGGCAACACGCCGUAUCGCAAUAAAAUGUCGAAGAAACAAUUAAAGUUGGCUCAGGCGCAGCUGGACAAAUUGAAUCAGAUCAAUUUACAUCAACAUGCUCUGUUUUCGGCAGUCGAACAUGGACAUCUCGACAAGGCGCGCACCAUUCUGGAAUCAACCGAUGUGGAUGUCAAUAGCAUAAAUAGUGAUGGCCUGUCAGCUUUGGAUGUUGCUGUCCUCAGCAACAAUCGCUCGAUGACCAAAAUGUUGCUGCAACAUGGCGCAAUCGAGGGCACACAAUUUUCCUCAGAUACCAUCGGAAACAAAUUGAAUGGUCUGCUCAAAGAUGCUGAGUCUCGUAUACAGGACUUGAGCGGCACAUCGGAUGGUGGGCUUUGUCAGCCCACAUUUGCAUCACGACCGUCCAUAUCCAGUAUUAUUAUUGGCAACACUGGCUCCUCCGUGACCGGCUGCACAGGCAACGAAAUCGAAAAGCAAAUCGGCAAUUGGGAGCGACGCGUGAAGGGCUUGCGACGCCUGCUGCUCGGCUGGGAUCAGACGCGCCCACCGGAUGCGCCCGCCUCGGUGGCGGUGGAUGUGACGGGCGACAACUCGAUAGCGCUGCAAAUACUCGAGCCGUACGAAGGUGCAAUUGCCACGAAAUUCAAAGUGCAAUGGUCGACUCGUGCGGAUUUCAGCAACAUUGUGGGCGAACGCGAAAUGGUCGACUGGACGAGUUUCCACGGCAAUAUGGGCACACAGUUGCAGAUUGGCGGCUUGACGCAAGGACGCCGCUACUUCAUACGCGCUGCUUGUGGCAAUGUCAAGGGUUGGGGCGCGUACAAAACGUCCGUGCCUGCAAGCGUCGUGCCAUCAAGUUGGCGCGAUUUCAAUAAUCGCGAAGAUCGUUAUGUGGGACGUCAGCGUGUUUUGGACAAUCUUUUUACGGCAGUACGUUUGGCGCGGCCGGCGGAUGUAUCGGAGUUGACAUUGGACGUCGGUGCGGCACAGCGACGCAAUCCAAAAAAGAAGACUACGAUAAAGCAACUAUUUUCGGUGGCAUCGAAAUUUCAAAAGCACUUAAGACGCGGCGUCUACUUGGCUAGUGUCGUUUAUUGUGAGGACAAAGUGCUGGUGACUAGUGAAGAUUUCUUGCCCGUUAUCGAGAUAGAUGAGACAUAUCCGAGCAGCUUAUACAGUGAUUACCAUUGGCUUAUGAAGGUUGCCUGCACCUGGGACGAUGUGAAGUCGUUACGCACGGAUAUGGAGCGUAAUUUAACAUCCGCCGUACAUUUUCGCACCAAACUCCUGUCCGCAGUUUGUCAAAUGCAAUCGACAUUGGGUCUCAAUGACUUGGGACAGCUUUUCUACAAACCACUACGUGAUUCUCAUGGCACAGUUGUCCUGACCUGCAUACAGUCUGUGAAGAGCCAGAAAACCGUAUCCAUACUCAACUCGCGGUGGUUGCCACUGAAUAAAUUGCAAAAGAAGAUAGUCGCACUGUUGGAGGACUACAACAUCAGUGAGAUGUUAAUAUCCUCCAUCAGCGAGCAAAUACACUACCAUCAAGCAUCUACGCAACGUCUAAGUCCAGGUUUAUAUUUGGGCUAUCUGAAAAUGCAGUGCUCUAUGGACCAGAUACAAGUGGUGGUGCCCGUGAAGACACCCAAUGUGCUGCCGCAUUACAAGGUGCGUGACAACAGUCACAUCACUGCCGAUGAAUGGCAAAUACUGAAGCGUAAAAAGUCCACGAGUUCCAACAGUCGCAGCAAUAGUCCCUUGAAUAUGGCGCUGGAAUUCAAUACAAGUACUGAAGAGACCACCGAAGGCCAACGUUUAUUCCUCUACGACCUCACUAAUGCCGCGCAUAAGCUAUUCACCUAUAUGAAUAUAAAGCCGGAGGAUGCCAAGACGCAUCGUCUGUAUGACAUCGAAGUCAUUGAGCACAGCAAAGAUAUUAGCUUUCUAGUGAUCUGUCCCGCCGUCGAGCUGGCUUGUGCCGUGCCUGGACAGUCAGAGUUGCUGUUACAACGUGACGAUCUCGCCAGUCUGAGCAUACAGGCCUUCGAGAUGAUACACCUGCGCACUUACCAACCUGGCAUCAUACAAAAAUAUGCACGCCUCUCUUGCAUACUGGAAUUAGAUACAGCAUUGGCCACACAUUCGCAACGUGAAGCCUUCUCCACAAGCGAACUGCAAACGGCCAAGGAACGUUUGGCGAAAUUGCAAGAGCUAUCAGCGAACUUGAAUGCCGUGUGGAAGAGUGUGCGUUGGUUGAUGGACGUGAUUGCAUUUGCACGCGAUAAAAACGCACAAUCCUCAGAGAUCAUGAAAGACAUACUUGCCUAUGACAAUGGUCGCGAUAAGUGCAGGGAGGGACGUGCAGUGGAUAAGCAGCUGCUACAACCACCAACACGCGAUGCCAAAUACACAAAAAGUUCCGGACGUGGCAGCUGGCCAGGGCCGGGCGCCAAUUCGCAGGGUUCCAGCAGUAACUGCUUAGCAGCCGAACAUUCUAAGUCCGAACAGAAUCUGGGACGUAGUGCUAUAACGCCCACCUCCUGUGCAAGCCUAAUACCGCCGCAACAGUCUGCCACCAAAUCGCAAAGCAGUAGCGAUUCACGUAAAACUGUCAGUUCCACCGGUACGCAACAAUUGUUGCAAGUCAGUAUGGGCGGCUACACGAGCUCUGACGUUUCGUUGCGCAAAAAUAGCGGUGACUCAAUGACCUCGUCGCAAUACACAACGCGCAGCUACUAUUCGGGGGCGGAAUCGGCGCUAGGUAGUAACAACGAACUCGGACAGAUCUUUGCAAUACCACCCUCACGUUCCGAUGACACACUAGCACUGGGCAGUUUGGAUGGAACAAAACACACACAUUCCGCAGUCACGCAUCGCAAACGUACCAGUUCCAACAUUACACAACAUGUAACGACGCCAGCAUCCUUGGCCACCGCAACACAUUGUUCCAGUUCAGCGCCUUAUUUGCCCACCGGCUCGAAUCUCUCACUGAAAACCGCUUCCAGCUCUGACUAUGACAUCAAAACGUCCAAGCUCAGCAGCCAAUCGGCCGUCGAACAUUCCAUUGGUGGCAAAGUGAAGGCUGCCUCAAGCGCAAAUCUACGAGAUGGCGCUCUUUACUUAAAAACAGCGCUUACUGCGCUGCCCAGCGGUGUAAAGCCUAUCAGCAGUGAGGAAGCCUCCACCGCGGCUGCGUUAGCAACUACUGCAAAAACUGCCUCCAUAAAAAGUCUCUCUCGACACAGUAGCGAAGAGGACACUGCGAGUGGUUCCAGUCACACCUCUGAACAAGCAACCAAUGCCGCCGCACUGAGCAGCGCGCCCAGCUCAGGUAUCAUACAAGUCUACACUGCAUACAAUACAGGUCUGGCGUCCGGUACUAGCCUCAAAUUGCACGUAACGCCGAAAACAACUGCGCGUGAAGUGAUCAAUUUGGUAGUGAAGCAACUAAAUAUGGCGGCAGUGCUGAAGGGCAACAACGGACCCAUCUAUACGGCGGAUAUGCUGGAGAACUUCUGCUUGGUGGCCGUGAUAGGCGCACGUGAGCGUUGCUUGCGUGAUGACUUUAAGCCAUUGCAAUUACAAAACCCCUGGCGCAAGGGUAGACUCUACGUCCGACAAAAACACGAACUGCUGGCGGCCAUUGAACAUGCAAAUCGCAAAUCUCAUCUGAUUUGAGUGAUGCGUGAGAAGUUACGGGCAUGAGAGAAGCCAAUUAAUAUAUAAAAGAACUAUGCGUUGCUGCUGCCGUGUGGUGAAAGUAGGAACGUUCAAAACUAGUGAAUUGUUGUUGGUAAAGUUCCAACACACUACCUGAUCCAACAAGCUUGUUAGUUGUAGGUAUAUAAAUGAGCUAUUUACAUAUGUAAGUAUGUAAAAGUUGGCUGGUGCAUAGUAAAGACUAGUCCUUAGCUAAUCAUGACUCCGGAAUGUAAGAGCGAUGUAUUUGUAUUAAUAUUUAGAUGUAUACAAUACUGGUAUAAUUUGUACUGUUGUCAUCUCUGAAUAACUGUGCAUACACUGUUGAUCAAGAACCAAGUUUAGAUUAGCCGAAGCAAGAAUCUAUUUUAAAUUCUUAUUUUUUUAUUGUUUUUUUUCCAAUUAAAAGUAACUUAAAAUAUUUUUGGAUUAUUUUUUUGCUUUCUGUUCCGAAACGAUUCUAAUUUAAACUCAAAUGUGCAAGUUUUUUGCGUUGCUGUGGCAAUAAUUAUCUCACCAGUUCCUAAGGAGCCUGCAUUUCCUGUAUUUCAUAUUUACGCGUGCAGAUUUUCUUAUUUUCGAUCAUAGAAACACUUCUUGUCUAUAAUUUUUUCCGAAAAUUGUUUGUAAAAAUUUUAUUUUUUCUUAUUAUUGCUAAUUCUUGCGACAUCAAUUGGCGCAAACACUUUUCGAAAUAUUUUUAAUUAUAAUUACUUUAUUCAUUACCUUCAAGUAAUCAUCAUUUAUAAAUACAAAGACCAGAUAUUUAGGAUCCCUCAAUCAAGUAUAUAUUGUUUGUUUUGUAUUAGCAUUCAAAACAUAGAAUCAAAACAACAAAAAUGGCUAUUUUUUAGUCCGUUUAAAACCCGGAUUUUUUUUUUAUAUAUUUCCAGUCGAUCUUUUUGAGUCCUUCGAAACUCAGACCUUUAUUUUUCUUCAAUAAAUCUGCUGGAAAUGCAUAAAUAACCCAUUCGAUACGGCUUAUUCAUAAUAUAGUCAUGUUGAAUUAUGAAUUUAAAAUAAUUGUCUUAUGAUACAGUUUUCUUCAUAUACAUAAAUACAUGUAGGUACAUAUAUGAAUGUCAAACAGCGUUCGGCAAACUCAUUUAUUAAAUACAUUCCAAUCCACCAGCAAACUUUAAGUGCAUUAUGACACAAUCCAUUCCCAAAUUAGACUGAUUCACCAUAGUAUAUAUAAUUAUAUAUAUAUUUAUAUAAAUAUAUAUAUGUACAUUUGCAAAACCUUUUUUAUUCAUAUACACGCGUAUUAUCCUGAUAAGUUACACUGUAAUCCAUGACAACAAAAGUAAAAUAUGAGAAUUCGUAAUCGCGCGAAUGAAAAAAAAAGAAAGCUUACAGAGUGUUCCACUGAUUUUGAAUUCAAAGCACUGGGCAUAAACCAAACCGCUUAAGUUAAAGCAAAAACAUUUUAUUAAAAAUAUAUAUUAAAUUAUGGCAAAAGCUUAUGCAUAAAUAUUUAUGUGUAUAUACACAUACAUGUACAUACUAUAUAUAUGUAACUAAGUAUGAUUUAGACUGGCGAAGGAACGUACAUAUAUGAAUUUUAAAGUGUACACGAGUGCGCAAUGCAUAUGUAACUAACUGCAGAUACAUACAUAUAUAUAUAUGUAUGUAUAAAUAUAAGCAUAUUAAGUCCGCAUACGUUUAGCGUAGACGCAGAAAUGAUACUAUUAUAAUAAGCAAGUUCUGGUAAUUCCGAACUGUAACGAAACACACCAAUAUCACAAAUCGUAGAUUUAAGCCAUACAUAUGUACAUAAGUAUACGUGUACGCAUGUAACUAUACAACUGAAUAUUAGGCUAACGAAACUAUAUGGUAUUUUUAGCGUAGUUUUUAAAGAAAUGCAUUCAAAAUCAUUAGAAAACAUACAAUUUAUGAAGUGUCUGUAUAAUUGUAUGUGUGUUGAUAUACUAUUUUUGUGUACUUGUUGUUUUUAUGUAUCAAAUAUUAUCAUAUAUUCAUAAUGUAUGCUCAUAGGGUAUGUAUUUAACAUGCACACAUAUGUUUGUGUAUGUGUGUAUAUAUUUUUAGCACGAAAAAUUUUAAAUUUAUAAAUGUUUUGCAAUGUGAAAAAGUGCAAAUGCUUUAACUACAUACCUAUAAGUGUAUGUAUGUAUAUAUAUGUAUGUACAUGCAAUGAUGUGCACUAGUAUUAGUUUUAUAAUAUGUGUGUGAGUUAUUUUUUAAUAAUCAUACGUAGUGAUUGAAGUGGAAAAACAAAAGUAUUUGUUGUUUUUGCAAUAGCAUUAAAUGUUUAGAAAUGUGCUCAAAACUGAAAAAACUCAGCUAAAUGUUAAGCAAAAGUUGAAUUUUUUUAUGUAUUUGAUGUAUGUAAGUUACAUCGCAUAAUGAAUUAUAUAGUUUAUUGAAGCAUAUUUGCAGCAUUUAGUUUUUAUAUAAAAUAUUAAUGUUUUGCAAUGCGAAAAAAAUAAAAUGUAAAGAAAUUGUUAUUUUUCGCUGACUUAGAAAGCUUAUGAAGUCUUGUUGUUAGUCGUAAUUAAAGUGCUUAUAAGAAUUGUAUUUUAUAGAUAAAUAAAGCAACAAAAUAUAUAUCAAAUUA